Pteropus alecto (black flying fox) is the source of this 2294-nucleotide messenger RNA. It is a transcript of the gene ACTR1B, whose product is annotated as ARP1 actin related protein 1 homolog B. The record is from RefSeq and is a predicted model, not a curated record. NCBI's taxonomy places the organism in Eukaryota, Metazoa, Chordata, Mammalia, Chiroptera, Pteropodidae. The transcript is spliced from 11 exons. The coding region runs from base 211 to 1341 and encodes 376 amino acids.
UGCUGUCAAUCCGCCCAGGUAGGAGCGAUGAUUGGCCACAGGGCGCGCUCUCCAGAGAGCCCGGGCACGCGUAGGCUGCGAGCUCCGGGUGGGAGGGGCACGGCCCCGCGUUUGGAGCCGCCGCGGUCCAGUCCUUCUGCCUGCCCGCCUGUUCGCUAGUCCCUCCUGCCGCCCGCCUGCUGGGCAGGGCCGGCCCGGCCCGGCCCGGCCAUGGAGUCCUACGAUAUCAUCGCCAACCAGCCCGUGGUCAUCGACAACGGUUCGGGAGUGAUCAAGGCUGGCUUUGCAGGAGACCAGAUUCCCAAAUACUGUUUCCCAAACUAUGUCGGGCGCCCUAAGCACAUGCGGGUGAUGGCUGGAGCCUUGGAAGGGGACCUCUUCAUGGGACCAAAAGCAGAGGAGCACCGGGGGCUUCUGGCCCUGCGCCACCCCAUGGAGCACGGCGUUGUGCGGGACUGGAAUGACAUGGAGCGCAUCUGGCAGUAUGUCUACUCCAAGGACCAGCUGCAGACCUUCUCCGAGGAGCAUCCUGUCCUUCUAACGGAAGCCCCGCUCAACCCAAGUAAGAACCGGGAGAAGGCGGCAGAGGUGUUUUUUGAGACCUUCAACGUGCCAGCCCUGUUUAUCUCCAUGCAGGCCGUGCUCAGCCUGUACGCAACAGGACGCACAACAGGAGUGGUCUUAGAUUCAGGGGACGGGGUCACCCAUGCUGUUCCCAUCUACGAGGGCUUUGCCAUGCCGCAUUCCAUCAUGCGGGUGGACAUUGCCGGCCGCGACGUCUCCCGCUAUCUCCGGCUGCUGCUGCGCAAGGAAGGCGUUGACUUUCACACCUCAGCUGAGUUUGAGGUUGUCCGAACCAUCAAAGAGCGGGCCUGCUACCUGUCCAUCAACCCACAGAAGGAUGAGGCUCUGGAGACAGAGAAGGUGCAGUAUACUUUGCCGGAUGGCAGCAUACUCGACGUGGGGCCAGCACGAUUCCGGGCCCCUGAGCUGCUGUUCCAGCCGGACCUGGUGGGGGACGAGAGUGAGGGGCUCCAUGAGGUGCUGGCUUUUGCCAUCCACAAGUCCGACCUGGACCUCCGCCGGACACUGUUCGCCAACAUUGUGCUUUCAGGCGGCUCCACGCUGUUCAAAGGCUUUGGGGACCGAUUACUAAGUGAAGUGAAGAAGCUUGCACCAAAGGAUGUCAAAAUCAAGAUCUCGGCCCCCCAGGAACGGCUGUACUCCACAUGGAUCGGUGGCUCCAUCCUGGCCUCACUGGACACUUUCAAGAAGAUGUGGGUCUCCAAGAAGGAGUACGAGGAGGAUGGCGCCCGUGCUAUUCAUCGUAAAACCUUCUAGCGCCCAAGGAGAAAGGCAGUGUGCUGGGCGAGUGGGAAGAAAGGGGCCAGAGCCCCAACCCUGUCUGGUCUGGGCCCACAUACACCAGGCCCAGGGUUCCCUGUGUGCCCUGAACCCCGGGAAGGCGGUACAGCAUCUUCCCUGCAGCCCUCCCCUUUGCACACACACGCACACACAGUAACGUUUAGCUGCAUGGGUGGGGGUCUUGAGCUGGAACAUAGAAAUUGAUGUGCCCAGCCAUAGGUGGUUCUGGGUGUCCCUUUGGCAGGGCCAGUUAGGGCUACGGUUCCUGGCUCUGAUCCUUGGGGCUGCUUCUUCCCCAGGCUCCAAGGCUUGACCCCCGAAUGCCCCCGUUUCCUCUGACAGGGUCCCUCCCAGGACGAGGGCACCCGGGUGCCUGUGUAAUUAGCCUUGGGGAGUGGGAUAGAGGAGAAGGUGUCCAGCAGCUCCCCACUGGUGCAUCCUUGCUUCUCGUGCCAUCUCAUCUUCCUGACCCGACAGAGUAGCACAGAGGGCCAGCCACUCCUGGCAUAACUGGCCUCCCACACUGUCCCCCUCAUCUUCCUGAGUGGAUGUCUUUGUGUAGGCUGAGUACUGAGCAGUCUGCUGUCCCCAGUGAGGGGGUCUGACAUAGGGUUGCACCCCCUGGAGCCAGGGCAGCAGAUGCUUGGGGUUUGGACAGCCAGUCUGUUGCGCUGUCCCUUUCACAGUGCUUCACUGCCUUGCUUCUCCCCUGUCCUUUACCCUGGGCAAGCGUUAGUGGUCUUCCCUUGUUGAGAGUCAGACCCAGAGGGGUGAGGGGAAAGAUCUCCUGUCCCACCUCACCCACUGGGAGGGUCAUUACCCUGGGCCAGGGCCCCUCCCCGUCCCAGGUAUGUACAAUAAUUUAACACAGUUGCCUGAAGAAAACUUUUUUGUAAAUCAUUAUAGUAAUAAUUAUCAACAAGGUCCUG